AUGGAUGUCCAAGCUACUCUCAAGACUCUGACCCUGCAAGAAAAGGUUAGGCUACUGUCUGGUACGCCAGAUGACUUUGUCUCAAUUGCAGGGAUCCCUGAGAAGGGCAUUGCACCACUCAAGACAGCCGAUUCAAUCAGCGGCAUACGCCCCAGUGAAUUCAACAGUGCACUCACAACAGCUUGCUUCCCCAACACAGCCUGCAUAGCCUCAUCAUGGAACACCGAGCUCUUGGAGAAGAUGGGCGCUGAGCUCACUCGUCAAGCAAAGAUCAAGCAUGCGCAGAUGAUCCUUGGGCCGACUAUCAAUAUCCAGAGAGAUCCUCGCGCCGGACGUAACUUUGAGUGCUUUAGUGAAGAUCCGCUGCUCUCGGGAUACAUGGCUGCGGCUAUUGUGAAUGGUAUCCAGAGUAAAGGCUAUGGAGCCUGUGCGAAGCAUUUCGUCUGCAAUGAUUCUGAGACCCAAAGGCGGUAUUGCAAUGUUGAUGAGUCGCCGGAUGGUAGGGCGCUGAGGGAGAUUUAUUUGGCUGCCUGGUCAUUUCUUUUGAAGAAGUCGAACCCUGAUGGCAUCAUGACAGCAUACAACAAAGUCAAUGGGGCUUUUUGUUGUGACAGCGAAACUCUUAUCCAGGACAUCCUCCGAAAGGAAUGGGGCUACAAAGGCAUCGUCAUGUCAGAUUGGUUCGGUACUCGCUCUACCGUAGCUGCCAUGAAAGCCGGCGUCGACGUUGAGAUGCCUGUACCUGUCUUCAGAGGCGAAAGGCUCAUCAAAGCUGUAACCUCUGGCGAGAUCAGCGAAGACGUGAUCGACGCCAGCGUGGUCAGGCUCCUCGAGUUACGUAACCGUACCCAGGCGGCACAGAGCGAGGGACCAGAGAAGUCGGAGAUCGUCCAGGAGACGAACGACAUCGCUCGUCAACUCGCCCAAGAAGGUAUAGUUCUUCUGAAGAAUGAGAACCAAACUCUUCCACUGCCAGCAUCCACUGGCUUAAGAGUUGGAGUCGUUGGUGAGUAUGCUAAGAAGGCUGUCUUCACUGGCGGUGGCAGUGCGUCAUGCAACCCUCAAUAUCGCCAGGUUCCACUCGAUCUGUUGCGGGAAGCGCUGCCAGAGGAGCAGAAGAUCUCACAUGCAAGUGGUGUUCGAAUGCGCCGCAUUAUUCCUACGGUACCUGUGGAGAUUGUCACGACGAAAGAGGGCAAGAAGGGCGUUGAGGUAGCUUACUACAACGCGGGUCAAGAUGAUCCUGUUCUCGUUGAGACGUUGGAGGACGCUGCUAUCAAUCUCAUGGCGCAGGGCAAGCCAGGACUGAAGACACCGGGCUCUCAUGUGAAGAUGACUACCAACCUUGUUCCGACGAGUACUGGAACUCACACGCUAGCGCUUCGCCACUCGGGGACUUUCAUCGUUGAAGUUGAUGGAGUCUGUGUGCUCAAAGGCGAUGCACCAGAUAUCACAACCGAGCAGUUCCUCUUCAACCUGAUCAAACUUGAGUCUAGAGUCCAGUUGCCGAUGGAAGCAGGAAAGUCGUACCACAUCUCAGUCACCAUGCAAUCGAGAGAACCUGUCAUUGGAGAGCCUACUCCAUAUGGCCUAACCCUGGCCUUUGAGGAAGAAUACUCUGAAGAGGAAGCUAUAUCCGAAGCCGUCGAAAUCGCAAAGUCAUCUGAUAUCACCAUCAUCUACGCCGGCCGCAGCGAACAGUACGAGUCUGAAGGAUUUGACCUAGAGGAGAUCACUCUCCCUGCCAACCAAGUCGCCAUGAUCAAGGCAGUCGCUGCUGCUUCCAAGAAGACAGCCGUUCUCCUACACUGUGGUAACCCGAUUGACAUCAGCAGUUUCGCUGAUGAUGUCGAUGCCGUUGUGAAUAUGCACUUUCCAGGCCAAGAAGGACCCCAGGCUAUGGUUGACAUCUUGACUGGAAAGGUGAACCCCAGUGGUCGGUUGACGGCGACUUGGUUCAAGACACUAGAAGACUGGCCUAGUUUUGGAAACUUCCCUGCUAAGAAGGACGAGUCUGGGGGCUUUACCAUCAAGUACGCUGAGGGCUUGGAGAUCGGAUAUCGAGCUCCGGUGCCUGAGAACCGAGUCCAGUUCCCCUUUGGCCAUGGCCUGUCUUACACCUCAUUCUCAUACGACCGUCUCAACGCUGAGUUGGAUGCUUCUUCAAAUCCUUCUACUCUCACAGUAAGCGUUAGUGUGACGAAUAAUGGCAGCGUUACUGGUAAAGAAGUGGUGCAGGUCUACAUCUGCGCUCCUAAGGAUGGAGCUGAUUGGAGGCCAUCCCGGGAGCUCAAGGGGUUUACCAAGGUUCAGCUUUCGCCGGGCGAGACCAGAGAAGUGUCCGUACAGAUCGAGGUAGACACUUUCAACAGUCAUUGGAGUGAGGGUUCGCAUGCUUGGGUGGUAGACGCGGGCGAGUAUGGCGUGGAGGUUGCUGACCAACACGCCACUGUUGUAAUUUAG
This is a messenger RNA of Fusarium subglutinans, 2463 nucleotides long. RefSeq names its product beta-glucosidase I. Gene Ontology annotation, molecular function: beta-glucosidase activity. NCBI's taxonomy places the organism in Eukaryota, Fungi, Ascomycota, Sordariomycetes, Hypocreales, Nectriaceae. Bases 1 to 2463 code for a protein of 820 amino acids. Gene Ontology annotation, biological process: glucan catabolic process. The transcript is spliced from 3 exons. The record is from RefSeq and is a predicted model, not a curated record.